Messenger RNA from Penicillium paradoxum, 3648 nucleotides. RefSeq lists its product as uncharacterized. The record is from RefSeq and is a predicted model, not a curated record. NCBI's taxonomy places the organism in Eukaryota, Fungi, Ascomycota, Eurotiomycetes, Eurotiales, Aspergillaceae. The coding region runs from base 1 to 3648 and encodes 1215 amino acids. The transcript is spliced from 4 exons.
AUGGACUCUGCCUCCAUCCCGGGUGCAGCCUCCAUCCCAGGCUCGGGCUCGGGCUCGGGCUCUGUCCCGGCCUCAUCUCUGGCUGUGGGCACUCAUCCUGCAGUCCCCACCAACGGUACAACAGAUGUGUCUGCAAUCGCCAGUCCUGAUGUUAGGACUGCUGAGCAUCAAGCUCAGCAGCUCGCAUCUAUCCCUGGUUCUAUCUCUCUGUCAAUGCUGCAACAAUCCCCUUUCUCGCCUCGUUCUCAUCAGCCUCAGAGACAUGACGACUUGGCUAUUCUGUCACCCACUCAUUCUCUGAAUGAUGUUGGGUCUAGGACUCAGCAUGAGUACGGCAUUUCGGCUGGUGGUGGCGUGUCUAUGGCAAUGCAAAGCCCUAGUUCAAACGCAGGUGCUUCUUCCAUUCAGCAAGUUGCGCAGACUGCAACAUUCGAGGCCAUACCAUACACUGGCCCGAUGUCUAGUCCCACUGCUCUGCGCGAUCAUUUGGCUGGUGGUCGGAAUCAAAUAGCUAUCGGCCUGCCUGCGGAUUAUUAUCAUUCUCGGGACCAGCAGCUCUCGAGUGUGCAAAAUGCUGCACACCAGUCGCCUGUCGGUCCAGCGGCUCGCAGGAAUAUUUCCUUUGCUGAUAGCAGUUUUGAAUCAUUUAUGCAGCCGCUAUCUGGUAGGAGUUUGGUACAUUCUCCUAUCAAUGAAGAACAUCCUUUCGAUCUUUCAUUUAAUCAACACGGGGUACCCCGUGCAAUCAGUCCUCAUGAUUUUGUGGAUCAUGGCCAGAACGCUUAUGUGUCUACCCAUCAACGGGAUAUGAGCCAGCGACCCAUUGCUCAGCCGCCCUUGGCUAAUCCACCUCUUGGUGGAAACCUAGCCAUGGCUAGAGGCCCGGUUUAUUCACUCGUUGAGCGCGAAGAGCGCUCUGUUCCGCCCCAUGCUACUAGCUACAGGUCGAUUCAUGAUAAAGGCGGACGGCUUUUGUCUAUUGAUCAGCGGAUUACGAGCCAACAACCUGUUUCCCAGCAAAGUGUCGGCUUUUCUUUUGAUGAUAAAACCAAUUUGAAUCGAGUCGGGAUUUGUUCUCAACCUGUCCGACAGCUCGGUUCGACUGCGUCAGAGGACCCUGCUUUGGUUCACGGCCAGGCUGCCCAGAUGAUCACGAGUCAACAGGCUAUGGACCAUCGGUAUUCCCCUUGGCAGCCUGUGGAUGAUCUUUCUGUUACUCGCUUUACGCCUGCCACCGAUCAAGAUAGCAAGACUUUUUCGGGGCCGCAGUACUCUGCAGUGCCUCGGUUCGGAUACACUUCUUUGCUUGGCCAUGCUUAUGAACGAUCUUUCGACCAGCGGGCUGAAAAUCAGUCAUUGCUUGGCCGACGUACACACUCUGGACUACCUGUCUAUGACAGCUUUGAUAUAUCUAGCCGCCAAAACAAUCAGCCCCGAGAUCAGCAGACUACAAUUGUUCGCCCUAUUGGGGAAGAUCGUGAAGCUUCCGUUGUUCAAGGCCGUUCUUCUUGGGAGCAAAGUUAUGUGAGCCAACAGCCGAGAUAUUAUCGUUCUGCUGCUGGCCAACAAAUCCCAGAAGAGACGAUCUAUCAGCCUGUGUCUCGGAAGCCCGUCUUUGGCUUUUCUAGUGUUGCUGAAGCGCACGCUUUUGAGCCUUGGCCUCGGAAGCGCAUGUCUGACUUUGCAAGUGCUCAUAGUACUUUUGUCGAAGGGCAAGGCCGUCAAAGUGUGGUCCACGAAGCCGCAGAUCCGACGGAUCGCGGCUUUGCUUAUCCUGCUGGCCGUGAAAUUCCUCUGGCUCCAAGGGCGUUUGAGCGCCCUGUGCCUGCUGUACCUUUCAUGCGCCCAAGCAUUCAAAGCCAUUCUGUGAAACAAGAACAAGUUUCUCCUAGUCCCUUCCAGGGUUUCAAAAGAAGCAAUGACGGGCAAUUUGACUCUCAUCUAGCGUCAGAAGUUUGGAAUAAAUCCACGCUGCCUGAAACUUUGACCUCAAAUGGGGUUGAAGCUUCGCGCCAUGCUGGAAACCAGAACCGUUCGAACCCCCGAGGAUUCGGUCAAAGUGUCUCUGCCAAUCCUUCUAAUAAAUCGGAGCCUGGUGAUAUUCUUGAGCAAGAUUUAUUUAAGGAUAAUAAAAUCUCUAUCAGCGGUUAUUAUUAUCACCCGGGAAUCUGUGGCAGCCCAACUUGGUUAAAGGAUCUUACUGUGAACUACCUCACUGACAGUGAAGUCUUGUACUAUUUCAAUGUCAUAGCACUUAUGGGUCGAAUGCAGCCUGAUUUUAGGUACAAAUAUGACAGUGCUGAUAGGAAAAACAUCAUCGUGAACCUCACCUUGUGGGGGAAUACCAUCAUCCAUGCUGAACUGACCUCGGACUCUCUCCAUGCUGCUGAGGUCUUUGCAUAUCGUCAGACUCUCGAGAAGAUGCAAAAGCACAAUUCAGACUGGGUGAUUCCUCCUCUACCCAAGGAUGGUCCUACAAGCCCUGGAUGGGUAUGGACGAAGCUGCUCAAAGACUUCUGUGCGGAUCAGGGUUUUCCAAAGCCUCGUUAUAAGUCUAGUCAAGAUGGAAUGGGCUGGUACUGCAAUCUCUCCAUCAACAGCAAACCUUACAUCAGUGCACGGGGGUGCAAAACUCUAACGGAGGCGGAAAGCACAGCUGCGCACAUGGCAUUGUAUCAAUUGGCCAUUAUGGGGUUUGACCAUUCUGCUCGGAGUCCAAUUCACUCCCCUUUCGACCAAUCUUCGCAUAAUGCACCUGUGUCUGUGUGGGGAUCGUCGGGGAAAUUUAUGGAGAGUCCCUUCAAUUCAUCCCUGCGCCCGAAGAACGAUCCUCGCAGCAGUGUUUUUUCGAAGUAUAAACUUUCAACGGCUACUGUUCCAAAGAAAGGCUCCCUGAGCAAAAUUUCUCCCAAAAAGGGCCCUAGUGGCCCGUCACGCAAACAGCCUGAUCGUACUGUUCGGUAUGCAGGCGUGUCUAAAUCAUCUGAUCACUCCAAAAAGAAAGCAUCUGCCUUCUACUACAACAGGGCCAAAUGGAUCAAGCGCAGACGAAUUGAGGCAUUGGAAACACAGCUGCGAGAGGCCCAAAAUUGGGAACCUGUUCAGCAAAAUCCGGCCAAACUUCCUCCUCAGUUUGCUCACGCUGCCAAUCGAGUUCCAUUGAGCGACUGUCGCCUCUUGCCCAUGGAGCAUCAGAAGGAUCAUGUUGAAGAUCCACUGGUCAGAUUGCGCAGCCUUGAUGGAAAGCUUGCUCUGUUGAGUCCUCGCUCCUCGUUCCGCGAGAUCUUGAAGACAAUUUGUGAAGUCUUGAAAAUCGAUUACCCUGAGAUCUUUCGUGGAGAUAGACCCAACAAUUCCAGGGCUAUGUUCCCAUAUGCCCACGAGAUGUUCGCCAAGUUCACCGGAGAUCCCUACCUUUCCCGUGCCAGUCCGAUAAAGCUCUGCCAUGUCCACAAUCCUGACCCGGAAAUUGCCCAGGAGAUCGGGGUCAAGAGCGUCAUCCUCUAUCUUCUAAGUAUUGUCAAGGAUGAUGCUGAUCUCGAUCAGAAGGCGUACGAGACUGAAUCGCCGAACGUCAGACGCAUCGAGUGUGAGACCAUCCAGUCUCUGUCGGCCCAGAAUAAGCCGAUUGGAGCCCUUCUCUACUAA